GUCACGUGAUUAUCCCGUGACAACCCACCUCCUUUCUGCCCCCUUUUCGCGUUUCUGAGCCUUCUCCCUUCCCUGUUCCCUUCUUCGUCGUCGUUUCCGCUCCGUCAGAGAGAUAAGAUAGAUGGCGGCGCACCACGAUACCUCUGGCGGCCACCGGCCUCCAAGAAAAGCAAGACGGACGACGGAGCCGCUAGCAACAACGGGUCUUCCUACAUACCGACGGAGAGAGACUCGGGCCUCCAGUUCUCGGUCGUGUUCUCCAUGAAGGAGGAGAAGGGCGCUCUCGUGAAGGCCCUGGAACUGUGCAAGAAUCUGAGUGUAAACCUGACCCACAUCGAGUCGCGACCGUCGGUCAACAACGCAGGCAACGAGUACGAUUUCUUCAUGGACUGCAAGUGUGAAGCCAGUGUGAAGGAAGACUUUCUGUCUCAGCUUAAGUCUUUGGCUCUCUCAGUGAAAGUUUUGGCCAGAACUCCCAGCGAGGACGAAGUGCCAUGGUUUCCGAGACAUAUCCAAGAACUGGACAAGUUCGCAAACCGAGUCCUUUCGUAUGGAGCUGAGCUAGACUCUGACCACCCGGGUUUUACCGAUGAGGUUUACAAGGCAAGAAGAAAGGAGUUUGCAGAUAUUGCUUACAACUACAAGCAUGGUGAGCCUAUUCCACGGGUGGAGUAUACUGAGCAAGAGAAGGCUACCUGGCGUACAAUAUUCAGAGAACUGACAAAGCUGUAUCCGACGCACGCAUGCAAGGAAUUCAACCACGUCUUUCCACUGCUUAAAGAAAACUGUGGCUACAGCGAGGAUACCAUCCCACAGUUGCAAGUGGUGUCGGAUUUUCUGAAGAAGUGUACCGGAUUUACGCUGCGUCCUGUUGCAGGCCUCUUAUCGUCGCGUGAUUUCCUGACGGGGACUGGCGUUCAGAGUCUUCCAUUCGACGCAGUACAUCCGCCACUCCUCCAAACCAAUGUACACUCCGGAGCCGGACGUCUGCCACGAACUGCUGGGCCACGCGGCCCUCUUCUGCGACCCCAGUUUCGCCCAAUUCUCUCAGGAGAUAGGACUGGCUUGUCUCGGUGCUCCAGACGAAUACGUCGAGAAGCUUGCGUCUCUGUACUGGUUCACCAUAGAGUUUGGGCUGUGCAAACAGGAGGGAGAGGUGAAGGCUUACGGAGCUGGUCUCCUCUCUUCCUUUGGAGAACUACAGUAUUGUCUGAGUGACACUCCAGAAGUUCGUCCACUGCAUCCGUUCAAAACGGCCAUUCAGAAAUACCCAAUCACCGAGAUGCAGCCAGUUUACUUUCUCGCCGAUAGCUUCGCAGGCGGAAAGAAAAAGAUCAUGGAGUUUGCUCGCACCAUUCCGCGACCGUUUUCCGUCCGCUAUAACCCUUACACUCAGUCGAUCGAAGUGGUGAAAGACAAAGGCUCGAUGGACAAGGUGUUAAACGACAUUCGCUACGAACUCGACGUUCUACAGGACGCCAUUGGAAAGCAGGCUACCUGAAACGAAAAAGGAGAGGGAGACUAUAUAUAUAGAACAAAUCCUGUCAUUUUUUUUACUAAACUGGAAAAACAGCAGAAACUUAUUUGUAUUACACGUUCUUUAACUCUGUGUUUCAUGUGUACAUUUCAUAGCUUGUGUAGAAGUGUUUGCAGGUAAAACUAGUUUUUUUCUUUAAGGCAAUCUGAUACUUGCCCGCCAUUCGUCGGGGAAUUUGGGUCUGUCUACUGAUGUAUCAGCUGUGAAUAUCCCGUGCAGUGUCAUAGGUCACUGCAUGUAUGUAUCUACACAGCAAUGGGCCCUAAGGACCUGAACUAAGCUUACAUACAUAACUGCUUUGCAAUGAGAUAGUGUGAGUUGUACCUAAUAAUCUUGUGUCGAGUAAAAC
Geodia barretti is the source of this 1886-nucleotide messenger RNA. NCBI's taxonomy places the organism in Eukaryota, Metazoa, Porifera, Demospongiae, Tetractinellida, Geodiidae. The record is from the annotation of a GenBank genome assembly.